AUGCUGCCGCUUUUUUCUCGGCGAGACAGUUCGGCUUGUCGGACGUAUUUCGAAUUUGGCGGGGUGAUUAACCGCUUAUCGUCGUUAACUUUUCUCGACGGUCAGAAAUCUGUCUGCCUCGAUCCGGGAGUGGCUCCGACACCCGACAAGUGCGUCGUUUACUCUUUUGGCAAUAACGGCGAAUGGUCGUUUGACGAACAAAUCGAGUUGUAUGGGUGCGACGUGUAUGUUUUCGACCCUUCCGUCUGGCACUGGAAGCGCCGUCAUUCGAAAAAGAUUUUAUUUUACCGUGUGGGUAUCGGAGAAAAGGACGACGAAAGGAACGAAAGAGGUUGGAGGAUCAUGACCCUAACGUCUUUGCGGAAAAUGCUGAAUCACACCGACAUUGUCAUCGACUAUUUGAAGAUGGACAUUGAAGGAGGAGAGUGGCCCGUCCUUGACCGUUGGCUGAUUGAUGGCGACCUGUCUGGCGUUAAGCAGCUUGCGGUGGAGAUUCACUUGGAAAAUCCAGAGACCAUUCCGGGAAAGUAUCAGUUGAUUCAACGGUUGGAAGCGAAUGGGUUCGUUCGCUUCUUUUCUCGCGAGAAUCCUUAUACGACAAAUAGUUAUCUGGACAAGUAUAAUGUGUCGGGUCCCGGUUGUUUAGAGUUGGCGUGGUACAAUGCAAAAUUUGCGCAAUAA
Messenger RNA from Daphnia pulicaria, 681 nucleotides. RefSeq lists its product as uncharacterized. The record is from RefSeq and is a predicted model, not a curated record. The coding region runs from base 1 to 681 and encodes 226 amino acids. NCBI's taxonomy places the organism in Eukaryota, Metazoa, Arthropoda, Branchiopoda, Diplostraca, Daphniidae. The transcript is spliced from 2 exons.